Messenger RNA from Paramuricea clavata, 3543 nucleotides. The record is from the annotation of a GenBank genome assembly. NCBI's taxonomy places the organism in Eukaryota, Metazoa, Cnidaria, Anthozoa, Malacalcyonacea, Plexauridae.
AGAUUAUGGUAUUCAUUUGGCACAACUUUCGGUUGAUGUAAAUGGAGCCUUACCAAUUAGGCAGGUAAGGAGGAUUUUAUAAAAUGAUUUAGCUUUGUAUCAUGAUGAGAUCUUGUAAGCUCAAGAGUCAGGUAAAUAGCUGGUUUCACGAAGGAGUAUGUAUGAUCGGGAGUGAUAGAUAUUUAGAUUUGGGGCAUAACUGAAUCUAGAUGGGAUAUUUGUAGAUGAAAAUUUCAAACAAAAAUAUAUAUGUACAAAAUAACAAAUUCAGGGUUCGAAUUAGAGAGAAAAAGUCGACUCGCAAUUUUUUUUGUGAAUUUUGAAAUUCUUGCCCCUAGAAAUUAUAAAAUUAUAUUCCGCCCCAUUCCGGAAAACUUACUUUACAAACUGCAUACAAAAGACAGUAUAUUGUUAACAAUUUAGUAUAAGUGGACAAAAAAUUGAAGCUUUGUGUAGGUAUUUGAUUGCCAAUGGUUGUUAAAUCACGAGAAAGUGGGAUUUUAUGUUCACGAUGCGUCAAAACCGCGAUGUUUACAAGCUUGAUGGGGCCUGGGAUGACAAAAUGGCGGCCAAUUUUAGGUCGAGAAUGCACUGUCCGAAUUGCGUAAAUAUUUCACCUAUAUUUCUUUGUUUCACAUACGUUUAAAAAAAAACGCUGAAUGCAAAAAUUGAAAACGAGUACAUUUUUACGAGUUACAGGAACAAUCGCAAUUGCUCAACCGUUAUGGAAUUGUUUUAAUAAGGAUCCUACUAAAAAUGUCUAUCUAGUGAUCAUAAACAAGAAAACAUGGUAUUUUAGCGAAUGAGAAAGCAUUGACGUGCAUUGUCGUGGUGCAAAGAUGUCUUUUCCAAUAUUCUCAGACAUGUUAUUUUGGGAAGCAUGCGCGAAAAAUGUAAAAUAUUAUAAGUUGGAGAAAUGAUUUUUCUCUUAUUUUCUGCAUGUAAAACGUAUAGAAGAUGGAGCCCUAACCAGAGCUCUGUCAUUUUGGAAGGUAUAUUUCCUGAAGCACGCCUAAUCAAUGUAGAGUGUCUUUCUCUUUGCCCUUAGUACAUACUCUUUAUUUAUCACCUUACAUUGCAGUUCGACUAUACAUAUAUCAGCUAGAAUUUGUUAUUACAGUAGAUACGCGCAGUAAAAGUGCGCAGUGCAAAACUGAUGAAUCACCUUAUAGUAUAAUAGUUGAUGUAGAGGCUAUGGAAGUUGUAAAAUCAAAACAUUGCUGUGGAUAUCAUACAAAAUAUACGGAGAAUCUUCCCAAACAUCUCAGUUUCAAGGUUCGAUAAACAUAGUUAGGAUAAACAUAGUUAGGAAAGUAAUAUCACAAUUGUUGUAAAAAUAAAUAGUCUUAUAGCUUAGUAGGUAACAUAAGUGAGCGUAACACUUGAUGUAAUCGGUCAUUAAAAAGCCCGAUGGAGAGUGAGCUGAAUAAUUAUAUAUAUAUAUAUAUAUAUAUAUAUAUAUAUAUAUAUAUAUAUAUAAGGUACAGAGCAUGAGAUAAACUGGACGAGAAUAUGACCUGCAUGAGGUACUGUACAUACUGCAUGCUUUGGACUGAUAUUUUCUUUUCUUGUACCGAAAGCUAAGCCCUCGAAAAAAUUGAUUCCCACAACUUUGAAUGCAGUUUUACUGUAAUUGCCUGUCGUCUCUCCAUGUAUUACAGACAUUUACUGUGGCUGGAGUGAGUGAAUUCUAUAUCGCUGUAAAUCACACGUCUCUCUAGCCUUACCGGCUUUACAAGUUCAUUGAGUCUCGGGAUUCAAUAGUUCUCUUCAAUGACGGCCAUGAUAUAAUUAUACAUGUACAUGUAUACAGUAAGUUAAAAAUCCUGCCUUACAGGUACCAACCGUUAUGGGUAUUGAUUUCUCGCGACCAGCUUUCCAGUGAACGUAGAAUUCGUUGGUAAACAAAUCCAGUACAUUCCUUCUACCCUACCAUGGCGUUCCAAGACACCUUGAUAAUUCUCUGACCCGUUGAACUUACCUUACCUUUAUCUUGAGCUCGCGUUAUCAACAACUUAUCUCGCCUCAUGCUUUUCUCACAAUUUCGGAUGAAUUUGAAAUUCCAGGGAAUGACUCUCAGCGAAUAAUUCUCAAAAUUCAAUAUCAAUUAUGUUUUUUGUUUUUCGUUUUUUUUAGUUGGCAUCCGUUGUCCUAAAGCAGUAUGUUCAAGUUCAUUGGUCAUCGAUAUCAGAAAAAUUCACCCCACCAGAAACGUCUGGCAAAGUAAGUACUUAUUCGUAAGUUCCUGUAAGUACUGUAUGGCUGCAAUCAUAAUACUGCGCUGAGGGUUAUGCGCUUGACGUUUGACCGUGGUGUUAACCAAACUAGGAGAAUGUUGAGAAAGAUAUGCCGAUUAUGUUUAAAAUAUUUUCAGCUUAUUUUUCAAGCGUUAGCUUGCAGGUACAGAUAGAAUUGUUAAGACCUAAUAUUUCAAGUUAUUCCUAUUUGUUGCUAAGGUGUGGCAACUGGUUAUGCUAUGCUAAUAACCUUGCAUCUAAAUAGAUGUUAAAGGCGACACAUUAUGCAAAUCAUUAAAAAUGUGCAUAGCAUGACCCGUUGGUAUGGCUAGCUUCGCCACUGGGUGUGGUUUUAGUAACCCGUGUGGCUAUGUUACUGUGCUCCCCAGUCCUCUCCAAGGCCAGUUUUCCAUUUUACCCAAAUUUGAGAAUUCGAAAAGGGGGUUUUGGUGUGGUUAGUUCGAAACGUAUCAGAUAAAGUCGUUCAGUUUCUAUAACGUCACCACCCAAACUGCUUGAAAUGGCAUUCAUUGACUGUCCCUUUUAGAAUUUCCCAAGCAAGCGAUAUUAGUUGUGAUCAUACAGUAGAUCAUCACUGGGACUUUUUUUUCUCAGGCGAAGGCGGUUAUUCGUGAACUUCUCCCUCGUGGUUUACAAGAUUCAACCAGUAAAAUUCGCUCUAGCGUGGUAGGUGUUAUAGUUUUUAUGUUCAAUUUUUCAUUCUUUAAAGUGCACCUAACCUCAAUUCUUUUUAUCAUUUCAUUCAAGAUUAAGAACUUCUGAAAUGAUAUAAUAACUUAUUUUGAAGAUUUUCGUUCGCUCACUUUGUUUCUGAGAUAUUUCAGUUUGUUUGGUAUGCAAAUAUCCGGAAUUUACGUCACAAAUACAUGAUGACUUAAAGUAAAAGCUUGUAUAUCGUAUUCACUAUCGAGUUUAAUUCAUUAAAAUGAAGUUUGGAGUUGGUGGACGAUUACACACCUAUGUAAAACAUCAUUUAUAGCCUUUUUAUUUCAUGAUAUUUAACUGUACCUUACUGUACAUUCUUUGAUCAGUCAUUGUUCAAAUGUGACGUAAAUUCCGGACAUUUGCAUGUCAAUGAAACUGAAAUAACUCGGGGACAAAGUGUGCAAUCGAAAAUCUUCAAAAUAAGUUGCAAUAUCAUUUCAGGGGUUCUUAAGAAUGAGAUGUUAGAAGAGUGAGAAGUCGAGGUUACGUGCACUUUAAGUGAAACUGAUUUGAUAACUUGUUAACCUGAGAUUUCAAAACGUUAGUUAUAAUAGUUUAUUUUAACCAGUUUGUGUGUUAA